Camelina sativa (false flax) is the source of this 1481-nucleotide messenger RNA. RefSeq lists its product as uncharacterized. Gene Ontology annotation, biological process: post-transcriptional regulation of gene expression. Gene Ontology annotation, cellular component: cytoplasm. Lineage: Eukaryota; Viridiplantae; Streptophyta; Magnoliopsida; Brassicales; Brassicaceae. The record is from RefSeq and is a predicted model, not a curated record. Gene Ontology annotation, molecular function: mRNA binding.
GAUCUUGCUCCCUCAACCGUUGAUAAAUCUUCAUCCAACGGCCAUUAAGCGAUCUCAUGGCAUUUCACGCGGAUCGACAUUGGAGUUGAGAGAAAUAACUAACUCUGACGAAACAUCGCUCGCUCCCUCAACCGUCGGAUUAGUCUUCAUCGAAGGGCCAUUAAGCGAUCUCAGGCAUUUCCCGCGCGGAUCGACGUCGGUGUUCAUCACCUAUAUAUACAUGAUAACAGCGACAGCCAUGGGGGAUUUCUUCGGUUUCAAGGGGAGCAUUGCUGAAACUGCUCUGAAUCCAGAUCGAUCUGAUCAUCUAUCCGAUCUUGUGGCAGUAUCCAAUGUAGAAGAUUUGAAGACUGCUACUUCGGAAUGUGCACAAGAGAUCCAUCGCAUGGCACAAGACCCUAACGGUUCAAGCUUUUUAAAGAGCUUGUUUGCAAAGCUGAGCGAACUGAGGCUGAUCUAUGAGAUCGUGUCACUCUUUGAUGCUUUUACUGGUGAUCCUGAGCAAGUCAAACCUACGGUUUGCUACACUGAGACAGGAUGUCAAACCUUCUUCAGCCUCCUUGGCUACUGUGAUCAUAUUGUGAAGGGAAGGUUUGUGUCCAUUGUUGAUAUGUUCUUCACUGGCAUCAUGACUUCACAGGAGAGUCUUACUCCUUCCUUCUUCACAUCCUUCUUCUCAACUCACAGAUAAACACCUUGAGGCACACCUUGAGCCAAUUCUCACCAAAACUUGUCAGAAUAUAAACCUCUUUUGUUCUUAUCCUAAUGGCUUGAUCAACAUGAGAGUGAUGGUGAUGGCACUUCAUUCGAGACUGCAACUAGCUCUGGUUAACAAACUAAAUCAAACCCUUCUGAUUGACGCUGCCUUCGAUGCAAAGGGGAACUUCUUUGUUCAAAGUCUGAUCACUAUUCCUGGUCUUGAAGCUUCUUCAGUUGUUGUCCAAUUGUUGAGUGGCAAAUUUGUUGCUUUGUCUAAGCACAAAUAUGCCACUCACGUUGUUCAAUCGUGUGUGAGAUAUGGUAGUGAACAGAGUGUUUUGGCAAUUACACAUGAGUUGGCUGCAGAAUUGGUUGGGUUUGCAACUCACCCAUAUGCGAAUCAUGUUCUCCAACACGUAUUGAAGAGGUCAAAGAUGAUGAAGAUGAUGGGCGCUCUCGUCGUCUAUAAAAAACUACGGUCAGAGAUGGAGAUUAGAAGGCUAUACCUCGAGAAUGAUCCAUAUGGCAAACAAGUUCUCGAGACUUGUGACAGAUGUGAGAGAAUCUAGAGUCAUGUGAGGGAAUAGGUAAAAAGAAUAUAUCCUAUAGGUAAAAGAGAAUUCAUUGUGUAUAUAAAGAUAAAAUCAUUGUCUAUAUCAUCCUUAUAUAGAAUAUAGGUAAAAAAUAAUUGUAAAACUCUAUCAUCCUUAUCAUUUUGUAUAGGAUAAACUCAUUGUAUAAAUCGAUUUUUACUAUAUUGAUAAUAUUUCUCUUUCUUCUCU